GGCGCGAGAGUGGACAAGCAGAGGGAGACACGCGACAGGGAUGAGAGGGUGCUGCGACGCGACUAGACUGCUCUUCAUCCUGUCGCAUCUGCUCGUCAUCGUCUUGACGCAGCCGUAAGUUGUAUUCUGAUUCAUUCAUACCCAUUCUCACGCUUCUUCAUUCCUAUCUGAGGCCCGUGGAUCGUGAGGCUGCUGGGCUGGCAAUGCAGGCGCGGCAUGGCCGGGGAGACCAUGAACCUCGCGUCACGCUCCACUCGGACUCCCCACGGAAGCGGCCACGCGGAAGGGGGGAAGCUGCGAUGCGGGACGGCUUGCAUGCUGAGGGACGGCGUCGCCGCAACAGCAUCCCUGCCUGAGAGAAGAGCGAGCCCCGUCACAGCUGCGGCACCACGAUGUCAGCCUCCUCAUCUCUUCAAGCGGCCAUCGAGUCUAUCUCGAGCGAGCGCGUCUCCGACCGCACGGCCGGGCUAGCAGCAUACAGCGACAUUUUCAGCCGCAACAGAGUCCUUCGCGAUCUCCGAGGCAAGGACAAGGUCUGGAUUUCCGUCUUUCAAGCGCACUUCCAAUGUGUUGUCCUCGAGAAAGAGGCCUGCUUCAAGAAGGGCGGCCUAGCCUCCGCUACCGCCGUCUCCGUCAAUCGACUCAAAGCUGCCGCAGCCUCGUUACGCUGGCUGGUUGCAAGAAGCGUGCAAUGCUUUCAGCGUCAGACUGCCAAGCCGCUGUUGAACCAUCUCGUGCAGAUGCUGUCCGCGGGCAAGGAGCUGCUCAGUCCUAUUGCCCUCGAUUACCUUCGAGCUCUUCACGUGCUUCUGUCUCAUCGCGGGCAUCGUAACAGCGUCGAUGUCCAUCAGUGGAGCGCCAUUGCAUCACUUUGCUUCAAUGCUGUCCUCACUCGACCCCUCAACGCCGACCUGCCUCUCGUGGACUUCAGAUCAGUAGCCGCGCCUACCUGCCCCUCAAAGCGCGCUCUCGGCCUCGAGGACAUCGAAGUGAUGAGCUGCCUAGAAGAGCUCAUGGCGUCGCCGAUUGCGCCUCUCAACGAUCAGCGCGACAAGAUGGGUUUGCGCCUCCUGGCCGCCUACGGCUGCUUCCUCCAGAGCUUCCCAACGGAGUCAACCGCACAUCUCCCUGCCCUUGCUGGACUGAACGAGCUGUUGCGGGAGAUUGAAUUCAAUCAAUCGCAAGCCAUGCGCAGCUUCGCCUUCAGCCAUUGGGAGCCACUCUGUCAGCUGUGGGACAGCAAGAACAAGACGGUCAAGGAGCAGCUCGUCGUGGCGUUUCGUAUCCUACUGCCCUACCUCGCAUCCCAGGAUGACGAGCCGGUAAGAGGACACCUCGCCCAGCUGCUGAAGCGGCUUGAUGGAGAUGGCGAGAAUCGAUUCAGCUUGGGCCCCCUCAACCCGCAGCAGCUCUCUCUGCGUCUCGAGCCGCAGGCAUCGUCGCCAUUCCGCACCCCCUUCUUCUCAGCUGGCCGAACCUUCUCGGCAGAUUCGGCCGUGUCAUGGGCUGCGCUUGAGCUCUGCGCAGAUGUCACUGCGACACUGAUCGAACGACAAGGAGUAGAGCUCGUAGAAUCAUCUCGUACGGAGGAUGUCCCCGUGGACGACGACGAGCCGACAGCGAGGUCCGGUACAAGGAAGCGUGCCCCACCGCGCGCUAGAGCAGCCUCUCGCCCUCUAUCGAAGACGACACAAUCACCUCUUGGCACUCGCGACAAUACAGCAAGCCCGUCCAAACGUCUACGCCUCGACGAGUCUGCACGGACUGACCCGCUCACUCGCCUCAUUGACAGUCUAGCUCAAGCGCCCGGAGCCACACUCGCCAAGGCGCGCUCGAAUCGUCUAUGGCGCCUCCAGAUGACCUGCUUCCUCAUCGGCCGCCACUACACCACCGCUCUGGACGCUGAGCAGCAGCAGCGCUUGGCCACGCGCAUCAUCGACCUGCUUAGCGAUGGGGAUCACGAGCUGCAGGGCUGGGCUUUCAUAUGCCUCGCCUCCCUCCUCUCGCAACCCACCAACCUAAUCGCCGCAGCAAUCCCGAGCCUAGAAAGCACUUGGACCCUCUGCUGCCGCCGCAUUCAAGUCGCGGCCGUAUCCCGUCAAGCAGCCCUUGCCGCACACGCGCUCUUGCAAAGCAACUUACUAGACAAGCAUCGCUACCUUCACGACCUGAAGACGCUGUUCUCCGAUCUCGACUUGGCCGCUCCACCAUUCCCAUUUGACUCUGUCUGCGACCUUUUUGCUAGUGCGCUCGACCUCUGUGCGACAGAUGUGGCGAUGGCAAAGUCGCCUUGUCGCAAUCAGGUGGCAGCAUGGCUGGCUUCAGUUUGGGCUCCGGCUGCGGGCAUUGAGAGGGGAUUUCGUGCCAGGGAAAGGAUAGAGGAGCACGACUCGAGCGGUUUGAACGCCUUGCUGAGCCGAAUUUGCCAGCUGCGGCCCGUCGCUACUCAGCAGCCCGUUAUGCUGCUGCCAGGCAACGCCGUAGUCGAGCAGAUGGGUUACGAGGAUGAGACGAGAGACUUGCGGAACUUCUUGCUUACGGCCGCGUUGAGCUACGAAGCCAAACAGGAUGGAAAGGAGGCAACGAGAGAGCAAAGUGAGGUGCAAGACAAGAAUGACACGCCCUUACGACCGCUACAAGGCACUGAGCAGCGCAUUACAAGUCUGCUCAAGCGAGCCAUCGACGUUCUCAGCGAGCAAUGGCGGCCGAGCAGCAGUCCGUCAGAGGAGGGCCCUUCACUUAUGGAGUCAGCCUCAGUGGAUCAGGCACGCCGCACGCUAGACGUGAUCGCUACGACUCUUCUCUUCCAAGCCACUCUCACUCUCGGCCUCGUCGAAGCGAACAUGAUGCUCACCGCAGCCGCACACUCGCUCCUUCGCACCAUCAUGACCGCCGUCUCGGAGCGUAGUCGAUGGUCCGUCUCUUCGCGCUCUACCCUUCUGGUUGCCAUCGCCCCUCUCGUUGGUCCGCAAGUCCGGGUCAGCAAUGAUGUCUCCUCCCUACUCAAGGCGCUCGUCAAACCCGGUCCGUGCUCUGGUGUGCGGCAAGACACACUCUCAUUGCAGUCUGUAUCAGAAGACCGAUGCACCACGUCCAGUGACCCUGUCCUUCAUACUAUCUGGACGUCAGCCCCUCGCGAUGCGCAGAAGGCUUUUCUCAAAGCCCUACAGCGCUGCCUGCACACGAUCUGCGACAUGCCAGGCGGUGAAGAGGAGGCGACACAGCAAGGCGACGACGACGACGAAUGGGGACAGGCGCGCCAGGCCACAAGCGAGUCAGACGAGAUCAUGAAGCCGGCGAAAGACUACGGUAGUGAACGAUUUGCCCUGACGGCUUCAAUCGCUCUCUGCGUCAAUGGCUUGGUCGAGGUGGCUCGCAUCACCGAAUCAGCCGCGAGAGCCAACCCACUCAUGGACGAUGUGCUGCUCGACGGGCCCAUCGUUGCUUUUGAUCGAGCGGCACCAGCCGUCUUUGCUGCCUACUCGCGCGAACGUUUGAUCCUCGAUGACGAGGUCUUGGCAUCAAUUAUCGACCGGCUGGGCAACGAGUACCUCAACGACUACGAAUUCAAAUUCGACGAAGAUGCGCUCAUGAAUGUCAUCAAUUUCUGCGAGGCGUCAAUGGCGGUGUGGCUGCCUGGCGCAACACCGUCGAGCAGCAAGUCGACGGGCGGACAGCUUUCAAUGGGCGCCAAUCAGUUCAACGAGUACUUUGCGCGCUCCCUCUUCAAAGGCAAACCGAUGUCGUGGCGAGCGAGAGUCAGAGCGGCAGCCUACCUCGAGGUGCUGCUACGAUCCACCUCCACACGUGACUGGACCGACAACGGCGAUGACGACGUGCUGUGCUCCACUUCUCUGCUCCUCAUCAUCUACGGUCUCAUGCAAGAAGGCGAUAUCCGCGUACGUUUCGCUGCGGCCACCAUGAUCGCUCGUCUCUUCGACUGCGUACCCACCGAUUCGGAGAGUGACCUUUAUGACAAGAAGUUGCUGCAGAUUUUGACGUCGGACUGGGACGACUUCGAGGGGACGCUCACGCGCUUGUUGACUCUGUCAAACGUCAUGAUCAGAAGCUCUCCGCUGCGAGCAGCCGCGCUGUUCAACAUCAUUGAGCCCUUUGGCGGACGAGAGCGGGGACGGCCGUACCUCCCUCACGCAAAGGCCCUCUUCGCAGCCGUGUCCGACAAUUUGGGCUUCUCGGCGCCGACAGAUCUCUUCCGCGUCUUUGCAGCGCAGAUCGCUUUCGGCCUCGACAGCAUGGACAGCGAUCCGACUCGCCUCCCGUGGUCUGUACUUGGCUAUGACUCGGCCUUCCACUGCCUGCAGUACAACUUCAUGGGAAUUGGAUCGAUGAUGGCGGCCAUUGCGGUGGAUAAGCCCGAGGUGCUCCCGCGAUUUGGCGACCUUGCGCGAUCCUUUGGUAAGACGAUGAAGGAAGCGGUGGCGGAGUGCCUGCCCGUCGUUGCGGCAAUCCAGCUCGUGAUCGAAGUCUCGCUAGCUGAGCAGUCCAGCCGGCGAAUAGACCAGCUGUUGGACUCGGCGCCCAUUCUCAGCGAGCUACAGCAGCGCCUUACAUCGGGCGUCACUACGGUCAAAGCUCUGGAGACUACCUUCGCACUUUCACUCGACCGCGUCAUCGUCGAGACGCUGUCGCAAUUUGCGGAGGAAGACCUCGGCAGCGACUGCGUAUACCACGCUCAGCUACAGCGUGCCGACCCUCGCGUAGCGCAGGAGCUGACUGCGCUCUCAAAUGGCGUUGAAGUGAACUCAAAGUCGCACGCCCACGUCCCUCACCGUCCUAUCGCAAGCGGCUUUCAAGUCUACCAAACCAUUGCCAUUGCGACUGCCGAGCUAGACCCCCAUUCCGAGCGCUCGCUGGCCUACCAUGUUAUCCACCAGAUGCUCAGCCUCAUCUGGCGUGAGCGACUGGUCAAUGAUCAGCUUCGGCACCUCCAUGCGCUGCGUCUGUUCAUAGCAAUGAAGAGGGAGGGGGUCGCUUCGAGCCUCGUGCUGCUUCGUGCACUUCUUCACGGUUGCAGCUUGCUGAUGGGCCAGCCAGAUCUUCUCGCGUUGUCGUCCGGCAUCGCUGCAUGGUGCAUUCAACGGUGCAUCGAAAUCGACAAGUCGCCGCCACAGCUCUCUUCGAUUCUCAUCGCAAUGGCAGAGGGGGCCCGUGACGAGGCAACCUUUGAGUGGCUGGCAAGCCGCGUUCUCUUGCCGCUCGUAGAGGCAGAAGGGACUCGCAAACACGCUUUUGUGGCAAUUUGUGCCUACCCUCGCCGGCUGCCUGUCCCUCUCGUAUCGUCGUUGACACGACUCGACCUCCAUCUCAAUCUCGCAGCAUUGACAGAGGUGCUCGUUCGCCACUCCAAGGUCUCCCUCAAUCUUCACCUCCUCAUUCGAUUCAGGGAUGCGCUCCGAGAGGCACAACAGUCGGACGUUUUUGCUCGUUCUACGAUCUGGCAUCUCUUUGACCGUCUAAAUAGGCAACCCUCAGCCGAGUCAGCGUACAUUCUAGGUGACAUCCUCUCUGCGCUCCACGACAAGAUCCAGACUCCAUCCGCCGAGCAAUACCAGGCUUCAGAGGAGACCCUGGGAAACCCCAAUGCCAAUCUUACGCCGCUCGUUCUCGCACUCAGUCGAGCAGAGAAGCCGUACGAGCCCAUCAAGAUCUUCAUCGCCCUCAAACUUCUCGAGCUACAGCGAGGAGUAGAUCUGCAUCUUGCUGAGCGAGCCUUCCACAGCCUGCGCGCCAUUCUCACCCAGGAGGCAGAUUUGCACAUGUCCACGGGCAAAUGGCCGGACCUCAUGACUGAGGAGCUCGCGCUGUUGAGCCAUUACUCGACGGCGCCGGCUGCUCGACAGUCCAGCCACGUCGACUGCUCACUGAGAAAAGUCGACGCUCGCAAAUUCGACGAUUGGAUACGCUCGAUCGCCACAUCUCUAUGUGACCGGUUGUCCUCCAUCGUAACUGAGUCAUUCUUCGCUCAGAUGCGCGAGCUUGUGGCUGCGGUAGCGUCUUUUGCCAGCAACGUCUUCAUUCCUUUGCUGCACGCCUACCUCUACCUCACUCACGAUUCUGGGGACAUGGCGAGGGAAACUGCAUCUCUUGCAGACCACCUAGGCCGGAUCUUGAAGGACGACGACAGCGACCGCCAAUCCUGGGCCACCAUAAUCAACGCUCUUAUCUACCUGCGCAAGCAGGAAUUGCCGGUCAACGCCGGUAGGUCGUCAGAUCACUGGCUUCCUGUCGAUUAUCUCCUCCUCGCCAGACGCGCCAUCGACUGCCAGCUUUACUCGACGGCGCUGCUCUGGAUCGAGCUUGAGCGCGAGCACCAAUCCGAGACGUGGGCACAAGCAGCAAAGCAGGAACAGGUUUCCCAGCUCCUCUACUCUGUGUACAGCAACAUCGAAGACCCCGAUAGCUUCUACGGUGUGCAUCACAAGGACCUACGUGGGUCACUCGUGCGCCGCUUGCACCAUGAAGAGGAGUGGCGGCGAGCUUUUGAGCUUCACGCAGCAGAUUACGAGUGCGGCGGUAGUGCAGGCAGCGAAGCUGCUAUUGCCCAGUCGCUGCAUCAGAUGGGCUUCAACAAGCUGGCGAGCUCGAUGGACGCUGUGUACGCGGACUACGAGGUUGCUUGGAGGACGGAGGAUUGGAGUCUGCCUACCGAUCGAGACCCUCAGCCUGGCAACGGAGUCAAUGUCUUUGCUGCUCUGCGAGCCCUGCACCAAGAGCAGGACGACACGGUCAUUGGGCGCACUAUAUCUCAGGCUCUCGCAUCAGAGGCAAGGGCGCUCUCUGGCGCUGGGGUCGAGGCGGUUAGCCAGAUACGACGAGUCUGCCGCGACCUCAUGAGCCUGAGUGAGGCGUGGCGAUGGAAUCACAGCAACACUAGCGGCGAGCAAAACUUUUCGGCUGAUUUACGCCUCGAUUUUGACGACUUUGAGCGCAUCACGACCGUCCGCCAGUCUCUACUCCGCUCACAGCGCUACCGUAUCCAAGCCAGUCAGAUCGGUGACCUACUUGAGCCAGCAACAGAAGAGGCGCUCAAGAGCGAGAGUCGCCUGCUCCUCAAUCUAUGCCGCGCAGCUCGCAAGCAGGAUCGCCAGCAGGCUGCCAUGAAUGCCGUGACUCGAGCUCAGAAGCUCUGUAAGCACCUGGCCCCAUCGGCUCGACCAGCCGACCUCACUCCAGAGUUCGCCAGUGUGUUGUGGAACCAAGGCGAAGAGGUGAUUGCAAUUCAAGCCCUGAGUGAGGAAAUUGAAGCCUUGCCACAGUCGGCAACUUCACGCGACGACCGCCUUCACAAGGCCAAGCUGCUGGCCGAGCUGGGCCACUGGCGAGCUACCGCCCGAUCUCAACAGCCUCGCGAAAUCGACGAUCAUCUCUUUCGCCCAGCACACGCAUUGGUGAAAGAGGACGAGACGAGCGCAGAGUGUGCUGCCGUCUGCAACCAGUACGCCGUCUUCGCGGAUGAUCAGUACCGAGCUCUACGCAACGCGGCAGAGGUUCAACAGCUGGAAGCGUUUGUCAGCCAUCGCCAGGAAGAGCUACGCCAGAACAAGGCCGAGAUGUCUCGCGUGGACAGGAAGAGUGAAGCCUACAAGAACCUUCACUCGUACCGCAGUCAAGCAGAGAAGAUUUUGCGCCAGGACGAGGCGCUACUGAGUCAGCACAUCACCAGCCGCGAGUUCUUCCUGCUGCAGGCGUUCAAGAUGUACGCAAGCGCUAUGCGCUACGCUAGCGAGUACGAUGGCAGCAUUGUGCGACUGACGUCCCUAUGGUUUGAGAACGCCGGCGAUGAAAAGUUCAAUGGCGAAAUCCGACAAGCGCUCAGUGGGAUGCCGCCUCACAAAUUUCUCCCGCUUACUCACCAGCUCUCCUCCAGAUUGGGAUCCGACCCUCGCUCGUUUUCGACCAAUGUCUCCAUCGUCAUGAAGAGGAUGUGCCAGGCGCAUCCCUUCCACUCACUCUACGCCAUCUACGCCUUGAGGAAGGCUGACCAGGACUCAAGCCCGCAGCCAAGCACAGCGGCAAAGAAGAAGGCUUCCGCGGGCACCAAGAAUGGCAAUCCCAGCGAUAACGCUUCGCCUGCUUCGCAGCGUGCGGCUGCGGCCCACGACCUCUGGCACACGGUGAAAGCUUCCUCUCCCCACAAGGCCCGCGUCGUUGCCUUCGAAAACGCCUGCGAUGCCUACGUGGAGUGGGCUGAGCUGAAUCUGCGUCGCUCCGUGCCGAACCUUUUCCAUGGCAAUGCGAUCAAGUCUGGCUCUUUCGCGUUCCCUUCUCAAGAGAAUCUGCCCCUCAAGAUCAAGCAGCUGCCCUCCUACACAGUUCCUGUGGCCACGGCCGACCUGCCCGUCGAUCCAUCGGGCGCGUACCGCAAUAUGGUCACAAUAGAGCGAUACAGCGACCUCUUCACCACAGCAGGGGGAAUUCAUCUGCCCAAAAUCACCGAUUGCAUCGGCUCGAAUGGAGAGCGCUACAAGCAGCUCUUCAAGAGCGACGAUGAUCUUCGGCAAGACGCGGUCAUGCAACAAGUAUUCAGGCUGCUCAACGAACUCCUCAUUCGCGACCGCAAAGCCGCUCAACGCCACCUGCGAAUCCGCACCUACGCUGUCCUACCGCUAGGACCGCAGUGCGGCCUUCUCGAGUUUGUGCAGAACACCUGCCCUAUCGGUGAGGUGCUGGUUGACGCACACCACUCGCAUCACACCGAGGGCCAGUGGUCACCGGGAGACGCACGCUCCUGCCUAGCGGCCGUCAUGGGCAAGACACCCUACGAGAAGCUGGAGGCGUAUCGCGCCGUUUGCCGGAAUAUGCCUCCAGCCUUCCGUCACUACUUCAUGGAGCAAUUCAAGAACCCACCUACGUGGCUCGCCGUACGACUCAAUUACACACGUUCCGUGGCCACCACCAGCAUCAUCGGGCAUGUGCUCGGCUUGGGCGAUAGGCACGUCUCGAACAUACUGAUGGAUAAGAAGACGGGUGAGGUCAUCCAUAUCGACUUUGGCGUCGCCUUCGAGCAGGGCCGCCUCCUUCCCAUUCCGGAGCUAGUGCCUUUCCGCCUCACCCGGGAUAUCGUCGAUGGGAUGGGCCUCUCAGGGGUAGAGGGCGUUUUCAGGCGUUGUUGCGAGGAGACGCUGCGCGUGCUGCGCGGGAACAAGGACGUGAUUCAGACGGUGCUGGAAGUGUUCAAGUACGACCCACUCUUUGCGUGGACGAGCAAUCCCGUGAAGAUCCUGCAGGCGCAGGGUGCGGCUGCGACAGGGCCAACGGCAGCCGAGGCGAAGACCAAGGGUGGUAGAGUCUCGACGCCUGGAACUGCGAGUGGCAGUCGGGCUACGAUCUCGCCAGGAGGCGGCGAUGAUAUCGCUGGCAGAGACACGGCGUCAUUGAGCGCUGAGCGGGCAAUCGGAACCGUACUGUCUAAGCUCUCGACGGGACUGUCCGUACAGACAACGGUGACCGAGUUGAUUGGAGCGGCGACGGAUGAAGGAAAUCUGAGCGCCAUCUUCCAUGGCUGGCAGGCGGGAAUGUAGGCGAAAGCGGGGUGUAUGAGGAAAAAGGGGGAGCAGGGUUAGACUUGGUGGUUCAUGUCACUUUCUCCGUCGAUUCCAUGUCUCUUCAUUCAAUACCAACCAAGCACACCAUCUC
Molecule: messenger RNA, 9657 nt
Organism: Jaminaea rosea
Lineage: Eukaryota; Fungi; Basidiomycota; Exobasidiomycetes; Microstromatales
Exons: 2
Coding region: 393-9542 (3049 amino acids)
Biological process (GO): DNA repair
Molecular function (GO): protein serine/threonine kinase activity; protein binding
Source: RefSeq, a predicted model, not a curated record